AUGGACCAUAAUGAAAAAACAAUCAAUAAUACUGAAUCCAUUCAUUAUGUUACAAAUUAUGUAACAUUUCCAUCAAUUAAAGAUCCUAUUUAUCAUACAGGUCAACAAAACAAUUACAUUCAUAAUAAUAAUGAUUAUUAUCGUAAUCAUCAUGACCAUCGCCAUCAUCAUCAUCAUCAUCAUGAUCAUCAUCUUCAUCAUCAUUAUGAACAUAAUCACCUUGAUCCUUCUCAACAAAGACAUCAUUCAUCUUGUAAUAAUCAAUUACAACAACCUUAUAUACAUUAUACAGUGGAUAGAGAUGAACAUCUAUUUCCAAUAAAUGAUACAUCUUCAAUGACUACUACUCAUAAUACAACAUCAUAUAUUGAAGAUAUCAAUGAUAAUGAAUUAUCUUUUAAUCAUAAUGUAACUAAUGCUUCAACAGAUGCCUCUGCUACUGCUACUGCAGCAGCUAUGGCAGCAGCAGCAGCAGCCGCCGCCGCUGCAGCUGCUGUAGCAGUAACAACUGGAGUUGUUGUCACUCUACGUAAUACAGAUUAUUCUAUCAAUUCUUAUCUUCAUCAACCUAACUUAUCAUGUUCAUCAAAUUAUAAUUAUUAUCAAUAUUAUUUAAAUGAUCCACAAUAUCAACAUCAUCAUGAAUCCAUUGAUUUAUUCACAUUACAUCCUAAUCAUCCAAUACAACAACAACAACAAGAUAUUGAAGAUGGUAAUAACAGAAUUGAUACUACUAUUACACCUACUACUUCUAACAAUAAUCAUAGUAGUAAUAAUCCUUUGGAAGCAACAACAAAACAUACUAUUCGACAUUCAAAUGAUAAUCGUAUGAAAUCACAAACAAAAUUAUCUAUUUCUGAUGAUAAUGAUGAUGAUGCUGAUGAAGAGGUAAAAUGUCGAAAUCAAAAUAUACUUAAAUCUGGUAUGUUAUGUCUUAUAUGUGAAGAUAAAGCAACAGGUAAACAUUAUGGUGCUUAUUCAUGUGAUGGAUGUAAAGGAUUUUUUCGACGUUCUGUACGUCGUAAACAUUCAUAUACAUGUCGUCAUAAGAAAAAUUGUAUUGUGACAAAAGAUAAACGUAAUCAAUGUAGAUUUUGUCGUUUUCGUAAAUGUUUUCGUGUUGGUAUGAAAGAAUCUGCUGUACAAAAAGAACGUGAUAAAAUAAGUAAUCGUCAUACAACUUAUGAUCCUAAUUCAUCAAUUCAUUCAAGUAUUGAUUUACAAAAAUUAUUACAAGCUGAAGCAAUAGCUAAUUGUGCAAUUCAUCAAAAUUAUAUUAAUAUCACUAAAAAAUCAUCAGAUUUAUAUAAUGAACAAUCAAAUUAUGGAGAAUUAAAUGAAAAUAAUUUAGCUAAUAUUAAUGAUAUUUGUGAAUCAAUACGUACUCAAUUAAUAUUUUUAAUUGAAUGGGCUAAAAAUCUAUCUGUAUUCACAUCAUUAACAAUUAAUGAUCAAAUUGCAUUAUUACAAGCACAUGCUGGUGAAAUGCUUAUUCUUGGUGCUAUAUGGCGAUCAAUUACAUUAGGACCAACAUUGAAUAAAUCAAAUGAAUAUAAUAAAAUAGAAAAAUCAAAAUAUUUUGAACAAAAAACGAAUCAAAAUGACAAUACAUCUAUCAAUGAUACUAUAGAUGAUAUAACUAUUACCUUGGAUUCAAAUGUUGUUGCUAUGGUUACUACUACUACUACAACUACGACGACAACUACAUUAACUAAUUCAUGGAAUACUACUGUUACUACUACCACUACUACCACAACAACUAUUACUACUACACCAACGAAUAAUAAUAAUAAUAAUAAUAAUAAUAAUAAUAAUAAUAAUAAUGGAGAUCAGUCAAUACAAAAGAAUCAAAUCAUUGAUAAUACAAUAGAUACUACUUAUUUACAAUCUAUUAAUUAUGAACCACAAUUUAUUUUAUUAGGUAAUAAUCGUAUUAUAUCAAGACAAAAUCCAUUACCAGAAAUAGCUGAUUUAGCUAAUAUGAUUAUAAAUGAAAUCUAUCAACCAAUACAAAAUUUAUGCUUAGAUGAAAUUGAAAUUGUUUGUUUUAGAGCAAUAAUGUUUUUUGAUCCAAGUUGUGAAUCAUUAUCAGAAAAUGGACGUUUAUUAAUACGUAGUUGUCAAUAUCUAAUACAAAUGGAAUUAAUGAAUAUAAUGAAUGGUAAAUUAUAUUUACCACAAGGUCGUUUCGGUGCAUUAUUAUUAUUAAUUCCAGAAUUUCGAUCAGUUACUUAUCAAAUGAUUCAUAAAUUACAAAUUAUACAUCAAAUGGGUUUUACUAAAUUAGAUGGUUUAUUAUCAGAAAUUUUAUUGAAUAAUACAAUAAAUGAAUCAAAUGAUCAGAUUGAAUCCAAUCAUUUAAAAUCAUCUAUAAAACAUUCAUUUAAUAAAUAUAUAAUUCAUGAAGAGAAUAAUAAAUUACCAACAAUUUAUUCAAUGCCUAAAUUAUAUUCAACACAAAAUGAUGAUAUUUAUACUUCACAAACUGCUGAAACAUCUACAUCUUUAUCCUUCUCCUCCUCCUCCUCUUCCACUUCUUCCGUCUCUUCCGCUUCUUCCACCUCUUCAGCUUCUUCAUCUGGAUCUUCAUUAUCAUUAUCAACUGUAUCAUCAAUGACACAUUUCAAUAAUAUACCAAUAUUACAUGAAAUAGAUUAUACAAUAAAUGAACAAUUAUCUAAUAUUAAUCAUUAUUUACCUAUAAAUUCAUCUAAAAUCAUAACACAAUUAGAUAAAAUGUAUCCAACACCUAUAGAUACAACUAUAUCUACAAUAAAACAAACAAAUAUUGAAAUGAAUUCAUUUAAUUAUCCUUUAAUACAAUCUGAAUUAGAAUCUAUUCCAUCAAUUCAUGUAUCUAAUGUAUUAGAUUAUUAUUAUUAUUAUGAUAAUAAUAAUAAUAAUAAUAAUAAUAAUAAUAAUAAUAAUAAUAAUAAUAAUAAUGAAAAUUGUAUGACAGAGAAACAAUCGAAUAUUGAUACAUUAACACAAUAUUAUCAAGCUGUUCAACCAAUUAUGAGUACAGUAAAAAAAUUUAGCGCCAAUUUUGAUAUCAGUAACCAUAGCAACAAUAAUAAUAAUAAUAAUAUUAAUAAUAAUGAUGUAAACCAAUCACUUAUCACAAUGCAUUUAGGUGAAGAAACGUUUGAAAAUAUUUCAAAUUCAGAUUAUUCAAUCAAUUCAAAUAUAAUUCAUAGUUUACCAAAUUUAGAACCUGGUAUAUAUUAUUCAGAUGAUCAAUUCUAUACAACUUAUUCACAUCAUUUAAAUAUGAUCAAAGCAAAAUAUAAUCAAAAUACUACUAUCAAUACUACUACUACUACUCAUGAUAAUAAUAAUAAUAAUAGUUCACCAAUUUACACUAGUUACGAUGGAAAACAUUUGACACCAAUCGAUAAUUCUAAUCCAUCCUAUUCCACAAAUCACUUCUGACAUGUUCAAUGAUGAAUGAUCUUGAAUCAGGUUAUACAUAUCUAUAUAUAUUAUAUAUCUGUAAUACAGUUUACAUGUACAGUUUACAUGGUAUUCAUUGUAAUCCUAUAACAAUUACAUGUAUACAAGAUUGUGUUUUCUUUUCUCAGUUAUAUUUUUCUCUAUUUUUCUUUUCUUUUUUCUUCUUUUCUUUAUUAUCAAUAUUAUUACUUCUUUUUAUUUUAUUCUUUUAAAAUUAUGUCGUUUAUAUAUUUAAUAUAAAAUUAUUCUAAUCCAUAUUGCCAAUUACUAUUCAUAUAAAAUAAUAAAUGAAUAUUGA
This is a messenger RNA of Schistosoma margrebowiei, 3751 nucleotides long. The record is from the annotation of a GenBank genome assembly. Lineage: Eukaryota; Metazoa; Platyhelminthes; Trematoda; Strigeidida; Schistosomatidae.